ACAUUUUAGUCUUGGUCAUGUUGGCACUCCUGUGUGCAUUCCAAACGUCAAAAGUGAUCAAAAUAAUGAGUACUUACUGCUUUUUAUCCCGAUAUGGCUGCAAUUGAGAAAGUAAAAGUCGUUGUUCUUGGCGAUUCUGGCGUGGGUAAAACAUCGCUAACGCACCUGAUCGCGCACGGGCGCGUGCUAGUGUCGCCGACAUGGACGGUGGGCUGCGCGGCCGAGGUCAAACUGCACGAGUACCGGCAAGGCACGCAGCAGCAGAACACGUUCUUCGUAGAGUUCUGGGACGUGGGUGGCUCGCAGGGGCAUAGGAACACUAGGAACGUAUUCUACCAGCCUGCACAUGGAAUCAUUCUAGUUCACGACCUAACCAACAGGAAAAGUCAAGUUAACCUACAGAAAUGGCUCUCCGAGAUCCUAAACUCUGACAACCCAACGCUUCAGCAUAUUGAUAUCGACCCAGAACAGUUCCUCGGCUCUACACAGAUACCCAUUCUGGUGAUCGGCACUAAGUUCGACUUGGCCGAGGAGAAGCAGCGGCGGGGGCAGUACCGGCGCCUCGCGAGCAGCAUCGCCGAGCAGUGCGGGGCGGACGAGCUGUUCGUCAACUGCCACCAGGCCAGAUCGCUGGGACCCGGAACGAGUAACUCCGUGAAAUUAACACGAUUUUUUGACAAGGUGAUCGAGCGGCGGUACUACUCGCGCGGCUCGCCGUUCCCGGACCGGCGCGCGCCCGCGCUCGCGCACGCGCUCGCGCCGCACGCGCAUGCGCACGCGCGCGCCGGCCGCACGGCGCACCUCUCCCACCUGGCCCCCGCCACCCCCCCGCAGGGCGCGCGCUCCCAGCAGUACCUCAGCCCGAGGUUCUACCGCAUGGACAACUAA
This is a messenger RNA of Cydia splendana, 888 nucleotides long. Its product is annotated as rab-like protein 3. Gene Ontology annotation, cellular component: endomembrane system. The record is from RefSeq and is a predicted model, not a curated record. NCBI's taxonomy places the organism in Eukaryota, Metazoa, Arthropoda, Insecta, Lepidoptera, Tortricidae. Gene Ontology annotation, biological process: intracellular protein transport. The coding region runs from base 94 to 888 and encodes 264 amino acids. Gene Ontology annotation, molecular function: GTPase activity; GTP binding. The transcript has 6 exons.